Messenger RNA from Rhopilema esculentum, 2132 nucleotides. RefSeq lists its product as uncharacterized. The record is from RefSeq and is a predicted model, not a curated record. NCBI's taxonomy places the organism in Eukaryota, Metazoa, Cnidaria, Scyphozoa, Rhizostomeae, Rhizostomatidae.
AUAUCAAUCAUGACAUCAUAAAUCAGUAAUCCAUUGAUCUUCUAGCCACUAGAUUAAAACGCGUGUUCAGCAAAGAUUACUUAAAGGUCCCGCCCAAAAAUCACCUAUUUUUAUAAAAAAGUGCAGUGAUAAACUUUCCUUAAAAUAAGGUAUAAUCCAAGUUGUUAUCUUGUAGGAAAAUCGUGAACUUGAGCACCAAAAGAGGAUAUGCCAACCUUUGUUUUGUGCAACGUAACUGGAACGAGGCUGGCUUUCCCACGACGCGAUCCCAAUUCACACUGAAAUGUGACUCCAUUUUAACGUCAUAACAAAUUUUCUUUGCCACAUUUAUUGACGUCACAAUCACGGGAUUGAUUGUUAUAUAAAGGAAAUAUUCGGGCGGCAAAGACGGUUCUUAUUCACCUUUAUCGUCUCUGGUUGCAAAUUGGCAAGCGUUUGAUUUCUCAGAGCUAAUAUCUCAAACAGUCUAAGAAAUUACUUCCUGAAGUAUUAUUUCUCAGCCGAAUACCGUAUCUAUAAGCUGCUCAGACAGCCAACACAGCUUCUACUAUGGAUAUGAAUAAGAGGUCCUAUUUCUUGGUCGUUGCCACCGUCAUUGUUGCAGUCGUAAUCACACUUUUUCUGAGAAAAUCUUCUUAUGGGAAUGAAAAAAUGGAAGUGAGGUUGCCGAGUGAAAACUCAUUCCCACUGAAAAAUGUCGCCAAUGAUGGCUACAGUUUGACUCAAGGAAAAAGAGGGAAAGGAAUUGGAUCUAAGGACAUAAAUGGAAGAAGGCAACAAGAAGAAGACUAGAUGGCACCACCGAGGCAGCAGACAGACGCGGACGAUGUUCACCAAGGCAACAGUGAACACGAAUGAGUUCAGUUUUGAACAAGAUGGCGUUACGUGGUUUAGAAACGUUCUUGCCUUUCUUGGCAAAAGUCUAGGAAGCUCCUUGCACCGAGAUGCAUCGCUGGAUUUUGCAAGACAGCUUUAUUUUAGAUAGAUGUUAGAAGGACUGUUAAUGUAUUCCAAAGCAGUAGAUGUGAAGUUUUCUGCUAACAAUAGCUGUAAAUGAAGCUAGGCUGUUUUUGUUAUAUUAAUUGAUGUUAAAUGCGUUUGUCCUCAAUGAUUCGUUCUAGACUUAAAUAAUAGGCUUUUUAUGUGCACCGUUGGUGAAAUUAGUACUAGGACUAUGGCCUAGAAACAAAGUGUUUGUUGCCCUUUGUUUGAAGCACAACAAAGAAGGUAGUGACCCACAACAAGAUUGACCGCUAAAAUUUUUGAUUAAUUUGAUGCAAUUGUGAAAUGAGCAUAAAUUAAACAAAUGAUAACAACUAUAACUGUUUCUGUUGGCUAAAACGAGUUUUUUAAGACUUUUUCAAACCCAUUUGAAAGAACAAUUUGAAAGGAAACACUAAUUCUGCCACAACCAAGUCGUCAACAUAAAGAAACUGCUUUCUGUAUAAAAAACCUAAACCAAUUAUUCUCUUCUCAAAUCUGCAAAAAUUUAUCAUUACUUUGAUUCAGCAUAAAGGAUGGUUGGUCUGAGGAUGACAGAAAAAAGAACAAAAGAUGACACUUUCUUCCAUCCACUUUUUCUCCUGGAGCAAAUCUUUUAUUUCUAGCUUUAUUGUAAAAGGUUUGGUUUUUUGCGACGACGAUGAUCUGCCUGUUUUGUGCUUAUCGAUGGUCGAGCGGUAGAACCAUGAGCAUGCAGAAGACAAAAAUGGACUUAUGUAAAAGUUGUAGUAAAUCGUUAUUUCCUGCAAAUAUUCUUUCCAAGUACUAGGUCUAUUCUCGCUGAUCGCAGUCACGAUUAAAACACUAAAUUACAUGACAAAUGAAUGUCAACAUCCAUGCAGCCCUUCUCAAGCACUAAACAGGAAAAAAGCAAAACAUUAGGCUCCAACCUGGUACGCAAAUAAUCUAUAUUCACUAACCUCAACAUUUAUACUCCAUGACAUGUGAGUAGAUUCAGGGCCACAAGAGCCUUCUCAAGACAAUUGCGCCUGCCUGUCUUGACCCAGACUUAACUAACAUACUUAACUGAAAUGCGAAUAGCCUACAUUUCAUACGUGUGCCGAAUGGCAAAAUAAAUGCCAAAGGCUACGCCAAAGUCCUGAGACGAAGGCUGAAGUCGAAAGGGUGAA